AUGGGAACACUGGUAUCAAAACAGACAAGGAGGUUGGCAAAAGAUCUUCCGAAAACGCCGGGAAGUAAAGUGAAUACUGGAAAUAAUCCAUUAACGAAGAAAUUGAGGGAUGACUAUUUAAACUUGAAGGAAACUGAUUCGGGAAAAGAGGAAUUUCCAAAGGUUUAUAAAGAGGAAAUCAAAAGCCAAAGGAUAUAUACAAAUAGGCCGAAGGAAGAUGAAGAAGUAGGGGACGUGACCAAGUCAGACUUUUUCCAAAAGGCCGUUAAACUUGGAAUAGUAAACGUUAAAGAAGUGAAAACCAAAAGCACAUCGGGAGCUUAUGAUAAAAACAAUGAAACGUUACGACUGCUUAAGAAUAGAAAGAAAAUUGAAAGUGAAUACGAAGAUUUAUUGGUUUCGCAACAAAAGAUAGAGUAUGAUAUACCAAAACGAUUCUUGAACAAAGAACAAUUGAAGAAAGUGAAUAAAACACGGAAGAAGGCCAAAAAUAACUUUGGAUUGAUUGACGGCAGAAGCCUUGAGAAACUUGUUAAAGCGUAUAAGAUUGAGGGACAGGAGAAAAUGAACAAUUUGGCCCAGAAGAGCGAUACGAAAAAAGAGAACGUGGAGCUACUUGAGCAUAUGCUUCAAAAUGGACUCAUAAACUUACCUACAAGUCGGAUUACGCUAGUUCGGAAAUUAAACGGCGAAGGACAAGUCAUAAAUGAAAAACUAGUUGUAAUUCCAGAUGAUUGGGUGAACGAAGGACAGAGAAAACUGAAGCAGAAGAAAAUGCAUGCAGAACAUAAACAGUCAAGUAGUGGAACUGUGGUAAAUCAUGACAGUGGGAAACCAAGCGAUGAGAUUUUGGGCGAAUUCAAGAAGCUUGAGAACCUAAUAAAGGUAAAUCCACAUCCGGAGGUUGAUCACAAACCACACGAAAAGCCACAAGGAAGAAAGUCAAUGAAUGCUAACCAAGAAGUAAAGCGAUAUAUUUAA
Brettanomyces bruxellensis is the source of this 981-nucleotide messenger RNA. RefSeq lists its product as uncharacterized. The transcript has a single exon. Bases 1 to 981 code for a protein of 326 amino acids. Lineage: Eukaryota; Fungi; Ascomycota; Pichiomycetes; Pichiales; Pichiaceae. The record is from RefSeq and is a predicted model, not a curated record.